AUGUUACUUUUACUGUUUGUAUUACUUAAUAAUAUCAUAUGCCCAACAUUUGCUAUAUAUCCAGAUGAUGAUUGCAAUAAGUGUAAACAUGCUGCAAAAAGUUUUAUCUUAGGAUUUCACAAAUCAGCUGGCAAAAAUUUUGGAGGAGGGAAUUCUUUGUGGGAAGAAAAGCACUUAGGGAGCUAUUCUGUUAGCGAAGUGCGCUACCACGAUAUUGUUGAAGGGAUCUGUAGUGAUGUCAAGCAAGCAGUUAAAUGUCAUGAGUUUUUAGAAAGUAUUGAGCAUCAUUUAGAAGAUUGGUGGCUUAGGGAAUACAGGAUUGAUUCUAAUAAAGUACAAGGGUUUGAGGAAGAUUUAUGCGUCACUCGGACCAAGUUUUGCUGUCCUGCCAACUCCUUUGGGAAUUCUUGUCUUCCAUGUCAACCAUGUUACUUUUUUGGUGGCAGGUGUGAUGGUAAUGGGACACGUUCUGGAACAGGUAAUUGUAUUUGCAACGACGGAUAUACAGGAGAGUUAUGCGACAAGUGCACCUUUGAAACUCAUUUCCAGUCCCACAGUGACUUCCCAAUAUCAUGCACACGAUGUCAUUUGUCGUGCUCCGGUGGUUGUUCUGGUCCAUUUCCUGAAAACUGUUCUGCGUGUGCCGCUGGAUGGAUCAAAGUAGACUUCGGUGAUCAACGAGGAUGUGUUGAUAUAAAUGAAUGUAUUGAUAGUCCUUGCAACAGGUCUACACAUUUUUGCUUAAACAAACCUGGUUCUUACGAAUGUGUUCCCUGUCAUCCUGCUUGUAACAAAUGUUCUGGUUCGACUGCGAACGAUUGUGAAUCUUGUGCAAGCGGUUACCAAAGAGGAAACGGAGACGUAUGUGAAGAUAUAAACGAAUGUAAUGCUGACAGCAAUAUUUGUAGUAGCGAAGGAGAAAGUUGCACGAACACAGUUGGUAGUUUUAAAUGUGAUUGCAAGAGUGGAUAUAAGCGGACUAGUAGUGGGUGCGUGUUGGAUGUAAAGCCAAGAAAAGGUUCGCAAACAUCUGGUAAGUUUGAAUCACAGUCAACAGUUCAUAACAUUAACUCACGCAAUCGUAACACGCAAAGAAUAAUAUGGACUGUAACUUAUACGAAAGAAUUCCUCAAAUACUCUGCUUCUCUAGCUGCAUUUGGCACCUUUUGCUGGUUUGCUAAGGGACACCCUUUCGCAAUUCUGUUUGCGUCACUACUAAUCGGCUCAUUUGUGUAUUUUCAGAGCAUUAACUUUGAUUUCGUAUUUGCUAACCAGAAAUAG
Messenger RNA from Schistosoma guineensis, 1281 nucleotides. Lineage: Eukaryota; Metazoa; Platyhelminthes; Trematoda; Strigeidida; Schistosomatidae. The record is from the annotation of a GenBank genome assembly.